Molecule: messenger RNA, 819 nt
Organism: Vitis riparia (riverbank grape)
Lineage: Eukaryota; Viridiplantae; Streptophyta; Magnoliopsida; Vitales; Vitaceae
Product: guanine nucleotide-binding protein subunit gamma 1
Exons: 4
Coding region: 309-626 (105 amino acids)
Biological process (GO): G protein-coupled receptor signaling pathway
Source: RefSeq, a predicted model, not a curated record
CAAAACACACUAGAAAUUCAGCUUUGCUCUCUCCUGUCGCUAAACAACAACUCAGAACAAAAAGUCGCCUCAUUUUUCUUCUGUCUUUCCCUUGAAAAGUUAAAAUUCCAAGCCAAAAGGAGAGAAAGAAAGUGAGAGAAAAUCCUCUCUCUACUUUCUCUCACUAGAUUCAGAUCCAUUUCGGCUUUCAUGGGGCCCCUCCGCAUUUCUUGCUCUCUCCUCUGUCUUUUCUCGUGAUCAUCUGCCUGUCUGUGGUUUAGGUUUCGCUACAACCGCUUGGGGUAGGGUUUUCGGAUUCGGUAUCGGAGAUGCAAUCGGGAAAUUCGCAGGCUGCGCCUUCCAUAAACCACCAGGACUCGGCGCUGGCGGCGGCUGAUACUCGGGGGAAGCAUCGGAUCACUGCCGAACUCAAGCGUCUCGAGCAGGAGGCUCGGUUCUUGGAGGAAGAGUUGGAACAGCUUGAGAAAACCGAGAGAGCCUCAGAUGCGUGCAGGGAGUUGCUGAGUAUUGUGGAAUCGAGACCUGAUCCGCUUCUCCCAGUUACAUAUGGCCCUGCAAAUCCUAUAUGGGAUCGAUGGUUUGAAGGCCCCCAAGAUUCACAAGGCUGCAGAUGCUGGAUACUGUGAUUCCUGCUGAUUUCAAGAUUUGACUUACAUUACUAUUUCGUGGCAGAGGUUCCCAACAUACAAACAUGUUACAAUUUGGCCAAAAAACUGUGUUAUUGUCAAAUGCUUUAUGAAAUGUGCGUCAUUGUGCAGAGAAUGACAAAUUUUUUUUGGCAAAUCAGAAUGGAAAACAAUCUACAAAUUUGCUUAGAAA